AAGCACACAAAAUCAUGAUCGCAGAUCGAGCAUACCUGCAAGUUCAAUGGAAAAAAUUGAAGAGAGUAGACACUGAUAAUCAAAUUAGUUACACCAGGCAGAUUAGAAGCAGGAGCAGAAGUACGCCUUCAAUUGCAAGCCAAAGUAGACACUGAUAAUCAAAUUAGUUAUGCCAAGCAGAUUAGAAGCAGAAGCAGAACUACUCCCACAAUGGAAAGCGAAAUUGUAUCGUGAUAAUAAGAAAAGGCUGGGUUCUGAUGAACCCAACCUUACUGGUUUUGUUGAAGGCUGGGUUCGUCGAAACCCAAAUCUGCUAGGUUCUGAUGAACCCAGCCUUGUUGGUCGUGCGAACCAGCCUUGUUGGUUUCGUCAAAACCUAGCCUUGCUAGGUUCGUUGAAACCUAGCCUUGCUGGGUUCGUCGAAACCCAGACUGGCUAGGUUUCGAUGAACCCAGCCUUGCUGCUCUCGCAAACUAGCCAUGCUGUUUCAACGCUGGGUUCAUGUUUUUUCAUUCUUCUUUCGAUUUCCAUUCCCAAUUGUUAAUAAAUUUGGGAGUUGAUU
Messenger RNA from Rubroshorea leprosula, 562 nucleotides. Lineage: Eukaryota; Viridiplantae; Streptophyta; Magnoliopsida; Malvales; Dipterocarpaceae. The record is from the annotation of a GenBank genome assembly.